Molecule: messenger RNA, 3135 nt
Organism: Malaya genurostris
Lineage: Eukaryota; Metazoa; Arthropoda; Insecta; Diptera; Culicidae
Gene: Pex7
Product: peroxisomal targeting signal 2 receptor
Exons: 5
Coding region: 1578-2543 (321 amino acids)
Biological process (GO): protein import into peroxisome matrix
Cellular component (GO): cytosol; peroxisomal matrix
Molecular function (GO): protein binding
Source: RefSeq, a predicted model, not a curated record
UCAGCUGUUUUAUGAAUAUUAGUUUAAUGUUCUAGAAAUGUGAAACAAUUCUCAAUGUGGAGCAUGGCAAAUGAAGCAGAAAUAUGAAACAGUUAUAGUGAUUUUGGAUUUGAAUGGAUUUUCGGAUCUCAAAAAACAACACAAUUUACACAAUUUUUUUCCUAAUUGUUAGCGACCAAAGGGGUGCUAAAUAAAACUCGAGAAUGUUUCUUAAAGAUUCAUUAAUUGAUUUGCUGUUAUUAUAUCUAAUUUAUCUGUAAUUUAGUAUCUACAUAGAUGAGUGAAUAUGUUUCAUGUGUUGAAGAUGUAAGGGUUGAAGGGAAGCUUUUUUAAAUAUAUCACAGUGAAAGACAUCAUCACAGCUCUAGGUGAGGUCAAACAAAUUUUGAAGUUUAUAGAUUAGUCCCGUGGUGUAUGAUGACUCGCGAUAAAAUUUCGCGCCUCUAUGGGAAUAGAACAACUACACGUUCGAAAUGACCGGAUAAACAAAAAACAACACUCACACAAACGUAUCGAAGCAUCGAAUACAUCGCACACCGUUGAAGCGCAUCGAGAUACGUUCGCUCCCUACUAGCUAGACACGGCCUGCUUCCACACUAUCAUGGCUGGCUGUGGAAGCACGUGGAGCACGCUAACGCUCCAAUGGUUACGAUUAAUCGCUCCACCAGGUUCAUGGGUGUCGGGUUCAACGACGGGUGUCGAGCCCCUACCCCAGAAAGGACAGUGCUCAACAUACUGGAGCUGUCGUCCGGUGACGAUUGCAUAAACUACAUAAACUAACUUCCGGCGUACUUCGAACUGGCACAACUCAAGAGCUACGUAAUUCAACUCCAUUGCAAAACAGGCUCGUGAGCGGCCUCACAAAAACACUGCCGCGUGUUGUCUGAUGGGAGCAAACGCCGUCAGUGAUAGCUCGCGACCAGCAACUAGGAAGACGUUGAUGACGACGACGACGACGACGACGGUGUAGUGUUGUUUAAUAAAUAAUGAAAGCUACUUACCAGCUCAGUUGUUCCUCCGACGAACCUUGCUUACACUUGGAAUCUAAUCUCGUCGUCGAAAGACGUGGUCCAUAUCUAAGUUAAACUAAGUACUAACUAACAGUGAACCUGAUGGACUUGGUGGUAUUACGACAGCGGUUGCCAGUGAUUGACCUUGGUAGUGGCGGCACGGCACCGCACACCCGAAGUGCCCGCCAGCAGUUCGCGGACAGUCCGUGAAGUGACUGAUUGUUGUUUUGAUACGGGCUCUCUCGCCUCUUAUCGUGCCACCUCAGUCAGUGUUUGGAAAGCCAAUCAGCAGAAGUAACCUAAAGUACGGUGCGAUACUUUCACGGCUCGUCUCCGGCGUUGCUUGGCGAGGUGCCUUCGUCGGCUGGUUUUGUAAUUGGCGAAUAAAAAAGAUCGCUGCUAGCCAAAAAGAAGAUGUGGUUUGAAUAACAGUUGUUGAAGGGUUGUUUUGUUGUUGAUUGUUGAUUGGAUUUGCUAGUUUCGGUACCGGUAUUGUGCUUUUUAAGCGGGCGAGGCUCUGGAGCGGUGAGGUCCAACACAGCAGAUAGCAGAUCCAUCACAUCGACGAUGUCAACGUUCUUCACCACCAACCGGCACGGUUACAGCGUGCGCUUCUCGCCCUUUAACCCGGACCAGUUUGUGGUGGCGUCCAGUCAGUUCUACGGAUUGGCCGGUGGAGGAACCCUGUACUUCCUGGAAUUGUCCUCGGACGGCGGUGGAAUCGUGGAAAAGCGAACCCACAACUGGACCGACGGAUUAUUCGAUGUGACAUGGUCCGAGUCGAACCAGGAAAUUGUGGUAUCCGGCUCGGGAGAUGGAAGCGUCCAGCUGUGGAAUCUCAAUCUUAGUGCCAACAACGGACCACCGCAAAUGGUCUACCGGGAACACAAGAAGGAAAUUUACAGCGUCGACUGGAGCAAAGUUCCGUACGAACAGCUCUUCAUCAGUGCCAGCUGGGACAGCACUGUGAAAAUUUGGGAUCCAAUCCGGAACCAUUCUUUGAGCACUUACAUUGGCCAUACACAACUAGUCUACAAUGCGGUGUUUGCAUCGCACAUCCCCAACACAUUCGCUAGCGUCAGUGGCGACGGAAUGUUGAAGAUUUGGGAUAUUCUGUGUUACGAUUUACCAAUUGCCAGUAUAAAGGCGCACGAGGGAGAGGUCCUAACGGUCGACUGGUGCAAGCACGACUCGAACGUUCUGGCCACCGGUGCCUCCGAUGGUCUCAUUCGAAUAUGGGACCUGCGUAACUUUGGCAUCCCUCUGUCGGAACUGAAGGGCAAUGAAUUUGCCGUACGGAAGGUACAAUUCUCACCGCACAGUCCAUCGGUACUGGCCAGUGUCGGAUAUGAUUUCACCACCCGAAUCUGGGAUUUCAAAAAAAGCAACGAGGCUCUGGAAACGAUUAAGCACCAUUCGGAGUUCACGUACGGACUGGACUGGAACCGACGGCGACAGAAUCAGCUCGCCGAUUGUGGCUGGGACUCACUGGUGCAUGUUUUCAAACCGGAUUGCCUUGCGGACAAAAUUUAAGGCUGUUGCGGUCAAAUUUAAAGAAUGUUCUAUCGAGAAAGAGAGAAACGGAAUGCGCAAAUCAGGCUAACAGAAAAUUAAUGGAAUUUUGUGAAAAAAUAGAGGCAAAAAUUAACCAAAUUGUGAUUUAGGAAAUAAGUAGUCUAAAAAUAACAGUUGGCCAGAAACUAUUUUAGGAAUGUCGCGAAAACGAUUUGUUUAAAAUAACUGAGCAAAACAGAUGUGUAAUAGUUGUAUUGGUGUAGGUUGAAUCCAAAACAUAAUUCAUUGAUAAUAUAUUGCGAACGGUAAGGGUUAAAGGUUGAUGGAGAGUUAAAGCCAGAGAGCUGAGAUCAAGUCACACGUUGAAAAAAAUAACGGUAGUUUAUAUUAAACUGUAAGAUUGUUUUAUCUAUUGAGUAACUUCUGUACUUAAAAUUUGUAAUUAGCUCGAAGGUGGGUAAAUAUCAAGAGAUUCAAAAUUAGUCAAAAAUUAUAAUUGAGAUGCUUGGUUUGAUAGUUCUACGAAUUUUAUGUUAUUUUUUGUUAUCAGGUGUCUUGUGAACGCAAAAUUGAAAAAAUAAAUUAGGUAUUUUAUACGUUUUGACAAAAA